GUGUGCUCACACACCUUCAUGUUCCGUUAAUGUAGAGGUGGCCGCGGUGUGAGGACAGCUGCUGGACUGUGUAAUGUUGUUAGCUUCACUGUUAGCUCAAGCCUCCACCUUCCUCCGGUGGCGUCCAUCCAUCUUCUUUGUGCCAGCAGCAAUGUACCGUGCGUGCUCCAGUCUUUGCACAGCUCAGAUCUCCACUGUGUACUAUUAACGCGUUUGUCAGCAGAAUGAAUGUUAAUGUAUUCAAAUAAGUCAACAGUUUAAGAUGGAAGAAAACCAGUAUACAUCAUUGACGGUUCCUACGGAUUAUUUUCAGCAGUGGUAUCAGUCCAGCCAGCAGCACCCCGAGGCGCAGUAUGAGAUGCCCUAUCAUAACAUGGGACAUUACACAGAUGGUCCCAGAGAUGAGCCUGUCAUGGCGGAGCUAUCUGUCCACCGAGAGCCGACUGUUUACCAGGAACCUUUUUAUCAGAACUGUCCCCCAGCCCCGAACCACUACCAGGAGCCUGUCUACCAGCAGAACAUAAGGGAGCAGCAGCAUCAUCCUGCACACCUGCACCACCCUCAGCAUCAACAUGCAGUACAGGAGCAGAGUGUUCAGCACCUACCUCAGCCUACCGCACCACCUCAAGUUGUGACGCCAGUGAAGAAGAAGCGAGGCCGGCCUCCUAAGCAGCAGGUUGAGGACGGCAGGAUACAGGAGGAGGACGAUGAGAUUGAGGCCGCCAAAAAAGCCAAGAGGGCUCUCAACCGCUUCAACGGCAUGUCAGUGGCUGAGGUUAUGGCCAAAACACUGCCGGACGUUAUCACCUACAAUCUUGAUAUUUUGAUAAUUGGAAUUAAUCCAGGACUGUUGUCGGCCUUCAAAGGCCACCAUUACCCAAACCCAGGAAACCAUUUCUGGAAAUGUCUGUUCCUUUCUGGUCUAACUGAGCAGCAGCUCAACUAUAUGCAUGACCAGAGCCUGCCGGAGAAUUAUAACAUCGGCUUCACCAACAUGGUGGAGAGGACCACACCUGGCAGCAAGGACCUCUCCAGUAAGGAGAUCCGUGAAGGAGGUCGACAGUUACUUGACAAGCUGCAGAAAUACAAGCCAUUAAUAGCAGCUUUUAAUGGAAAAGGUAUUUAUGAAAUCUUCUGCAAAGAAAUCUUCGGUGUGAAGGCAAAGAAUCUGGAGUUUGGUCUUCAGCCCUACAAAAUCCCUCAAACUGAAACGGUGUGCUACUUGAUGCCAUCGUCAAGUCCACGCUGUGCCCAGUUUCCCCGUGCACAGGAUAAGGUGCAUUUCUACGUCAAGCUGAAGGAACUGCGAGACCAGAUGAAAGGCCUGGCACCAAGCCAUGAGGUGCAGGAGACACAGUACUCGUUCGAUCUGCAACUAGCUAAAGAGGAUGCUAAGAGGCUUGCAAUCAAAGAAGAGCAGGUGGAUCCAGAGUAUGAAAGCUGUAGCGGGCUGCCUGACAACGUGAGGCAAAACAGCAACAUCCCAAACUAAAGGAGACUGUGGAGAGGUGAAAAAACAGGCCUGUCUGCAGUAGCACACAGAAACGGACAUUGGAGGCCAUCAGUGGAGAACAUGACACAGAAUCACUGUAGCUGGAGAUGUUUGAGCAACAGAUACCAGCUGUACAAGUAGCAUGAUGCAUCAGUGAGGUGAAGAAACCCUCCGAUGUCACCACAAGAGCAGAGGAGUCAUACAUCCCUGUGGCAUUGCAAUGUGACGCACAAGGGAGGAAGUGCCCACAACAAUUACAUUUUCUAACUCUCAAACAGACUGCGCAUGUUUUUGGUGUUAUUUUUUAUCACUAUUUAUUGCAUUUUGUAUGGUAUGUGUGUCCAGUGACUUAUUUUUGUAUUUUGAAGAAUGGCAUAUGAUUUAUCAGCUGUAUAAAUAUGUAAUUGUACUCUGGGAUUUCUAAUCUGUACUUACAGAGUUAUUAAAUCUCUUCUAAAGACGGUA
This is a messenger RNA of Larimichthys crocea (large yellow croaker), 1957 nucleotides long. It is a transcript of the gene tdg.2, whose product is annotated as thymine DNA glycosylase, tandem duplicate 2. The coding region runs from base 263 to 1492 and encodes 409 amino acids. Gene Ontology annotation, biological process: base-excision repair, AP site formation. Gene Ontology annotation, molecular function: pyrimidine-specific mismatch base pair DNA N-glycosylase activity; uracil DNA N-glycosylase activity. Lineage: Eukaryota; Metazoa; Chordata; Actinopteri; Sciaenidae. The transcript is spliced from 10 exons. Gene Ontology annotation, cellular component: nucleus. The record is from RefSeq and is a predicted model, not a curated record.